GGCUGUGGCUUGAACCUCCUAUCCAGACACAUUCCAGCGGAGUAAGACCGCAGGUAUGAGACUGUUGAACAGAGAAGACAGGAGUAAAGGGAUGAGAAAGGAAGGCAGGGACCAGUUGAAGAUUAAGAGAAAAAAUUAUGCAAAAAGGAAAGAAGAUAAAAGCACUUUAUUAAGGAGAACAUGGCGGCCCAACACUACUGGCUGAUGCUGCUGUUGGUCAGCUGCCAUGAAUGGAUUACAGGUGUUGGGAUAAGCAUCAGUCCUUUUAUAAAGCAUUACGAAGUCUUAUCGUAUAACAGAGGGGAUCUCCACAGGAAGCACAUGAGAGCCAGGAGAGCCUCACAGCCUCAGGCAUAUACGCUGGAUUUGGAUUUUACCGCUUUUAAUCGAACGUUCCGCCUGCUUCUGAAGCAGGAUUCUGCUGGGUUUUCCGAAGAAUUCACGCUGGUCGAUGAAAAAGGCCCGACAUCAGUCGAUCUGUCCCACUUAUACUCAGGAACAGUUGAAGGCGAGGAUGGGUCAUCCUGCCAUGGCUCUGUAAUACUGGGACAGUUUGAGGGAACCAUCCACACACAGAGUGGCACUUACCACAUAGAGCCUCUGCACAGAUAUGACAGCCUGACAGAUCAUCACUCCAUAAUCUACCAUGAGGAGGAUUUAGUUCUUCCACAUGCGAUGUCCCGCUCUGAUGGAUUCUGUAGUUCAGAUCAUCUUAACGCCCUCGCUGGAAACCUCAACCAGGCACCAGUGAGCCGUUCAAGGAGGAAGGUUGACAACUUGAAGACCAGCUGCCUGCUCCACCUCCACGCCGACCACUUCUACUACAAGAAGUUCAAGUCUGUUGAAGCUGUUGUGGCUCAGGUUUCCUCUUAUAUGUGGGCCGUGAACGACAUCUACGACAAGGCUGACUUUGAUGGAAUCAAGCUGAUCAACUUUAAAGUCAAAUCCCUCAAGGUGAUGAUGACAGCGAAUAAGACGGAUCCUCUGCAUCCUCUGUUUAUCGGACCGGAGAAACUGUUGAGUCUUUUCUCUGAGAAAAACUGGGGAAACUUCUGCCUGGCCUACAUGCUCACUAACCGAGACUACAGCGGAGUGCUGGGGCUCGCCUGGGAGGGCAAAACCGGUAACUGGGGAGGAAUAUGCUCCAAGUAUACUGCCCUGCGUAACGGCGGUAAGGCCACCCUGAACACGGGACUGAUCACGAUUCAGAACUACGGACAGUUCCUGCCUCCUCGACAGGUCCAGCUCACCUUUGCACAUGAACUGGGUCACAGCCUGGGAUCUCCGCAUGACGAGGGUUCGAACUGCGGCAACCUUGGCUCUUCUGGGGGCAAAGGUCGGUACCUGAUGUUUCCACACGCCACAGACGAGGUGCGAGAAAACAAUGACAAGUUCUCGACCUGCAGCGUUAAACAUAUCAGCAAGAUCCUGAACCUGAAGAAAGACGACUGCUUCGUGGUCAGCGAUGAGCCCAUCUGUGGCAACCUCAUCGUGGAGAAAGAGGAGGAGUGUGAUGUCGGUCAUAAUGACACAGACCUCUGCUGCUACAGUGCUAAAGAGGCCGCAGGAGUCCAGUGUCGACUCAAGCCUGGUAAACUCUGCAGUCCGAGUCAGGGCCUGUGCUGCGGUCAGAACUGUGAGUUUAAGCCUUUGGGCCAGAUGUGCGACGAGGAGACAGACUGUGUGAAGGAGAGCGUGUGCUCCGGCCUCUCCCCGCUCUGCCCCAAACCAGACCCCAAGGAAAACUUGACCGUCUGCAGCCAGGGCACGCGCGUCUGUCUGAAAGGGGUCUGCGCUGAGUCUGUGUGUGUGAAGCACGGCCUGCAGCAGUGUGACUGUCCUGGAGUCAGCAUGAAGGAGAAAUGCCACAUGUGCUGCCAGCAGCCUGGUAAGCCGAUGACGUGUGCCAGCACCUCCUCCUCUGUGCUGUCCCGUCACUUCCAGACGAAGUUGUUGCCCCUGGUUGGCGGCGCGCCGUGCUCAGGGAACCAAGGAUACUGCGACAGAUUUCACGUGUGUCGCCUCCUGGAUGCGGACGGCCCGAUCGCCAGACUCAAGAACUCUUUCCUUCAUUUGGAUGAUUUUGAUGAUGUGGGGGAGUGGAUGAAGGCUCAUUGGUGGGCCAUCCUGAUUGUUAUCCUGGUUCUGUCUGGAGUGAUGGGCUGCAUAGUCUGCCUGUGUGGCAGUCCCUUGAACACUCGUGACCUGGACACGCCCACAACUACUCCCACUUCAAGAAAUACAUAUUAAAAUAUAAAAAUAUAUUUAUUAUUCUUGUUUGCUGAUGAGGGGGGGAAAUAAAGUAUCUGAGCCACACUAGAAUGAUGCAUUUAGACAGCCUUGUGUUGUGUUGCAAUUGGAGAUCUGCAAAUGACCUCUGUGAGGGCCAAACACCUGCUCAGCUCCCCUCAUGCCGGUUUGUAACCAGAGAUCUUUGUACGUCACAAUGUUUCUGCCUUUGCUUAUCCCUGGAGGGAUUCUCAGUAAGGCUCCUGUGAUACAUGUGCUGUGGAAAAUGUUUCCAGCAACCCUGGGCAUGUGCAGGUUCCCUCAAAGGCUGCCGCAUGCUGUGACUCUGAAGUCGCAAUGCAAAGGCACCUGAACACUUUAGGGGAGAGAGUGUACCUUUGCUUUGGAUGUCUGCCAGCUUUCCAUCUUAGUGCAAAUUAAUGAGCACAUGAACAGGACGUCAGGAAUUUGUGCUUUUAAUUGUGUACGAGGGAAACGGGUGGCAGAGCUGUCCUGGUUGAUUCUGUGUUCUUGUGUGUAUUCAGACUUUAUUUUUUCACAUUUUUCCUCAAAAGAAAUUGGGAUUUCACGUGAAAAAACAGAAAGUAGCCCGGUAUAACUGGAAGGAAACGAUGAUACAGUUCUCAACAUUCUACCUAAACUGCUGCAUUUGUCUUCAACCCUCUUUGCUCCCAAAUAAAAUAAAAUAAAUUCUAACAGAAUUCUGGCUUCAAUCUUCUGAGAUAAAAAGUCAAAAUUCUAAGAAAAAUGUCAAACUUUUUACUUUUCUUCUCAGAAUUCGAAGAAAAUUAGAUUAAAGUCAGAAUAAUUCUGGUAAAUUCUGAAAAAAAAAAGUCAAAAUUCUAAGAAAAUUAAAUCUGAUUUUCUUUUUCUGUGGUCCUAAUUUUCUUCCGGUGGAAACUGAUUUUAUUUGAUUGACAAAAUAUUAUUUAAACAUGCAACUAUUAUUUUCAAGGUUCUAUGCAGGUGUCCUUUUGGGCCACAUAAAACUUUAUGACAAACUGGAUUUGGCCUCUAGUUUGACCUUUCAGAUUUUUAUUAGUAAAAAAAAAAAAUCCAAGUUCAAUUUUUCCUUCCACUUCACAAUAUUG
Messenger RNA from Xiphophorus hellerii (green swordtail), 3341 nucleotides. RefSeq names its product disintegrin and metalloproteinase domain-containing protein 10. The transcript has 15 exons. Gene Ontology annotation, biological process: Notch signaling pathway; membrane protein ectodomain proteolysis. Gene Ontology annotation, molecular function: metalloendopeptidase activity. Gene Ontology annotation, cellular component: plasma membrane. Lineage: Eukaryota; Metazoa; Chordata; Actinopteri; Cyprinodontiformes; Poeciliidae. The record is from RefSeq and is a predicted model, not a curated record. The coding region runs from base 181 to 2250 and encodes 689 amino acids.